Messenger RNA from Mytilus trossulus (common blue mussel), 3874 nucleotides. RefSeq lists its product as uncharacterized. The transcript has 10 exons. NCBI's taxonomy places the organism in Eukaryota, Metazoa, Mollusca, Bivalvia, Mytilida, Mytilidae. Gene Ontology annotation, molecular function: protein binding. Bases 62 to 1921 code for a protein of 619 amino acids. The record is from RefSeq and is a predicted model, not a curated record.
UUUUAUGACAACAUUCCAAAUAUGUUCCUGUUUACAUGAAAUGAAGAAAUAAUUGUUGAAGAUGGUUUUUGAAGAGUCUGAAAUAUUUCAGACAAGAAAGAACAUCAAGCCUGAACCUGUAGAACAUUCAGACUUUAUUUCUGGCAUGACUAAGUUACAAAUUACUGAAAACAAUGGAAAGACUGGAGAGAAAAGUACAGAAGAUCUAUGUGACCUUUUGUUGAGUCUAAAAAUAGAAAAACUUAAAUCGAAAGGACCGAAUGGACUUAUUCAGAGAGGGAAGCCACAGGCUAGACAACCAGUAAAUUCAAACUAUAUUCAGAAGAGCUCAUUCCCUGAUUGGCAAUUCCCAGAUUUAAAAGUUUCUGAACUUUAUGGUAGUGUUGUGAAAGUUGAUUCUCCUGAUGGCUUUCCAUAUUUUCCAAAUGAUAACCACAUAGGCCAUCAGAACAUACCAAAGUUCCCACCACAAAAUAAUCUUGUGCAGGGUGUAGACUUUAGUUGUCAGGUGUGGCAACGACAGAACUACCCGUAUUGGCAGUAUAACAGACGUUCAAGGCCAGUACCAGGUCGAUCUGACCCAAAUGUUAGUGAUGGGCCAGUCAAUUUGCCAAGUAGAAGCAAUACCAGGCUACCAGAUAUAUUAGAUGGACCAGGAUCCAGGAGUAAAUCAUCCAGCAGCAAUGAUAUAGAAACAGAUGAAGUACCCUAUGGGCCAACAUAUGAUUUAGAUGACCCUUUCCUCCGUUCAUUAACAGAUCAGCAGUUUCCAUUGUUUGAAGAAAUCACUAAUUUACACAGAGGUUCAAAAGACUUUGAAUAUAUCAAUGAGAAUAGUAAUUCUAGCAGCAGUGAUGCGUUUAGCCAAAAUUCCCCAUAUAGUCAACCUUCCCCGCUAAAUAAUCACGUUGACAGUGAUCUGAAUGAUAUCAAUAACAUCAUCAAUGAAUACUCCUAUACAACAAGUCCAAGCAGUAAAGUUGUCACGACCUUGGAAAAGUGUCGCUUGUCACCUGAUACUGUUGAAGUCAUUGACCCCAGUCGUAAACGGAGAGGCCAAGACGGACAACCAUCUCCACCAAAACAACCUCAUCUUGACUUUCCUGAUGCUGAUGAAGAUGGCGACAGUGUCCUUCAUUCUUUGGUGAUUGCUGAUGACUUUACAGAUGAUGAUAUGGAGAAGAUCUUGUAUUAUUUGGAACUGGACUCAGCUGAUCAGUUAUCAGAAAUAAUUGAUAAACAGAAUAACAUGUGGAGGACUGCCUUGUUCUUGGCUGUGUUAUCAGAGAAGACAGAAUUUGUUCAGUGUUUAUUAGAUCAUGGAGCAGAUCCAAACAUACAGGGAAAGAUACAGUAUUCAGCUGACACAUAUGACCUAAGGACACCAUUAAUGUUGUCUGUAGAGAGGGGAGAUAACUCUUUAGAGAUAACUAAGAUGUUACUGGGAUCACUAGACAUGAAUAUCAACUGUAGGAGUGAAAGUGACAGAUUAACAGCACUUCAUAUAGCUCUGAAAUCACACAGAUUACCCAGCAGUAACCGUGGAGGACUGGAUUGUACAAAAACAGUAAAGCUGUUGAUAAUGAAUGAGGCCGACACAGAUUUAGGGGAAGAUAGAAGUAGUAAAACCCCCUUGAUGUUGGUCAUUGAUACCUGUGAUUUGAGUCUGGUCAAAGUUUUUAUCAAUUGUGACACAGAAAAAAACCCAGAAACAAUAAGAUCAAAGAUGAACGCUACAACACGGUCAGGUGACACCGCGUUACACUUCGCUGCGGGUGCUAAUUUCGAACGUAAAAAGAAGUGCAAUUUGUUACGACUUCUUGUCAACAGUGGAGCAGACAGUAGUAUUGAAAACAAUGAAAAAGAGAAACCUGAAAGCAUUACUACUAAAGAUCUGUGGAAAGAAGCAUUUAAAUGUUAGACAAAGAACUAAUAUGGAGACAGACCCUGACUACCAAACUUACCAACUAUGUUACUGAGAUCAUAAACAUGAUUGUUAUUUGUUACAUUUUUGUACUUCUGUGACGAUUCUUUGUUUUUUCAUUGCGUACCAUUUUCCCAAGAUUUGUCGUAUACAGGUAAACCACAGAUUGCAAUGUUGAAUGAAAUUUCAAAUUUAUAAAGGCUUGGAUUUAGAGUUGUACAACUUUUCGUCAAUCUAGGAAAAUUGUUUCCAAUGAAAUAUUAAGCAAUAAAUCAACAUUUUUGUUAAAACUAAUUAAUUUUUGUACAGUUAUUUGUUUUCUGAUUUUGUAUAGUUAUUUGAUUUUGUACAGUUAUUUGUUUCCUGUUUUGUUAGUGAUUUGUACAGUAUAGUAGUAAGAUGAUAGACUGUGAUAGUUAUGUUUGCAAUAUUCAUUAACUUUCAUUAAAAGUUAUUGUUUUGAAUUUUUAAAUUCACUUAAAUUUAAGAGUUUAAUUGAAAUUAGUGUUUUCUAAUCUAGAUGAUUUCUUAAUUCUUGAAAUAAUUUCAAAAUAUUUUAAUAGCGCUUAGCUAAGUAUGUGAAAGCCUUAGCCUUAAGAUGAAAAAUAAAUACUGGUACUCUGGUAGUCCAAUAUUUUGUCUAAGAUUUGUGCCCAUUAUCAAAAGACUUCUUCUUUUCUUCUUCAUGUUCUUAGUUGAAAUUAUUUGGGGUUUGAUCUGUUAAUUUCUGUAAAAAUUCAUUAAUUUAGCAAAUGUUGAUAGAGGCAUAAAGGCACAGUCUAUUUUUGUCAAAAAUGGUUCAUUUAACUUUAAUAUUUUCAAGGUCAGCAUAAAAUAUCUCACUUACACUACAAAUCAAAAAUUCAUUUAAAACAUUAAAAUGUAAGUUAUCAAAUAAAUUUGUUCAAGCAUGACAUUAGCAUUCCAGAAACCAUAAGACCAUUCUGUAUAUAAUAAUAUCAAAACAUUACACAAUUUGCAUCCAUUUUUACCAUAAAAAUAAUAUUUGGUUUACUUAUGUUUACUGUAAAUAUUUAGUUUUCGAAAAAAGAAAUAUGUAUAAAGUGAUUUGUUAGGAAGUGAAUUUGUAUGUACUGUUUAAAGCAUUUAAUGUAAAUAAUGCAAUUAAUGUUGCCUUGAACUGAAACUUGCUGUGUUAAUUUGACAAGUUAAGCAAAACACACAUUUGUACAUUUGUUAUGGAUGUUCAGGAAGACAAUUUUUAUGACAGAAGAACUGAAUGAAUAUUAUAAAGUUCACAUAGGAUUGGUAGUGGUACUGAAAAACAAUAAAAACGCAAUUACAGCAUUAUUUUUGCCUAACAAUAAUUGAGGCUAUCUUGCUGAUGAUGUACAUUAACGCUAUUUAAAAAAACAUUUUGACUUUAUAUGAUGUUUAUUGUCACAAAGUACAUACUAUCACUAGAUAAAAAUGUAAUUUGUAAACAACUUUUGUUGAUUUGUUGAUUUUGGAAACAUUGGCUUCAUGCUCUGACCAUUGUCGUAUGUGUGUUACUUUUGUAAAAUGUUUGAUCUCGUGAUUAUUUUGGUCAGAAAGUGUGAUGCCAUUAUUUCCAAAGAAUGUACUGUAAAAAUGAGUUAAAAAGACAUACUUUCAUUAAAUCUUAGAAUUGAUUUAAUUUUGGAAGAACCUAAAUUGAUUGUUAUGAAACUAAAGGCUAAACAAGGAAUUUUAUGAACUGCAAUAAGGUCUGAUUUCAGCUUAUAGGUACUUAAUUUGUGAUCUCAUGGACUAUAAUGACAUUUUGUUUGUAACCAGAGCAUGAGGAAAUAGCUACAUGUUUAUCAAUUAUUUUUUUUUUAUAUAUGUCACUUUUAUGAAAUAUAACAAAUUUUAAAGAUUGGAGGCACAAAUGUGCAUAAAAUAACAAUUAUUAUAAACAAUUUACUUAAUUUAUAGUCAAAAUAUUUGUUUGGGUGACAUUUAAAU